Molecule: messenger RNA, 1522 nt
Organism: Falco peregrinus (peregrine falcon)
Lineage: Eukaryota; Metazoa; Chordata; Aves; Falconiformes; Falconidae
Product: tumor necrosis factor receptor superfamily member 6-like
Exons: 10
Coding region: 272-1501 (409 amino acids)
Biological process (GO): TRAIL-activated apoptotic signaling pathway; immune response; positive regulation of apoptotic process
Cellular component (GO): cell surface; plasma membrane
Molecular function (GO): protein binding; transmembrane signaling receptor activity
Source: RefSeq, a predicted model, not a curated record
UCGCCCUCCCAACUUGGGAGAUGAGGAGGGAGAGCCACGUCCCUGGGGCGGGAGCCGCGGCCUCUGAAGUUCGGCUGCAGUGAUUAGUAAAAAGAAAAUAAAGUUUAAAAGGGAGGCAGGGAGCUGGGGCGAUAGUUGGCCUAAAAGCCACCGGCCGCUGCACAGUGCUGCUUUAACCCCAGCCUUGUGAUUGCCACUACCGCCGUGAGCAGCACACUUAGGCAGAAAUUAGCUUGGGUUUCCUUUGUGGCUUCCCGUCAACUUCCAAGUUAUGCUGCUGAUGAUGCCUGGAGCCAGCGCCGAGGACUGCGGGGAGGGGGAGUACUUACACGAAGGCUGCUGCUGCGUAUCUUGUCCAGCUGGUACUUUUGUUGCUCAGCACUGUAGUGCCCCGCAUUUGAGAGGAAGAUGUGACCCUUGCGUCGAAGGGGAGAGUUAUACUGCCCAUGAGAACGGCUUGGAAGGAUGCUUGUCAUGCAGACAGUGCAAAGAUGAUCAGAUAACUUUGAGACCCUGUACUCCGACACACGAUACUGAAUGCCAGUGCAAACAAGGGUAUUUCUGCCCUGCUGAGGGCUGUGAAAUAUGUCAGAGAUGCAGUACAAUGUGUCCGGAAGGAAAAGAGAUUGUGCAGAACUGCAAUGCUACUAUGGACCUAGGAUGUGGCCUACCUGAUCAAGGAAGCCCAGCUUUUGCUUAUAUUAUGGUGAUUACUGGGAUUAUUGUGGUGGUGGCGGCUGUUUCGGUGCUGUUGGUUAGAUUUAGAAACCUGAAGAGUGAUAAAGCUGCUUCAGUUGAAGGUGCAGAGAAAGGUCUGGAGUUUGAGGGCAGUACUAGAAGCCUCAUUUUACCAGAAGUGGAGACACCUGCAACUAACACAGCCAGCCCUGAGAGUGGGAACUCCGGUGAGAGCCCAGAGGGCCAAGUGCAAACCAGUGUCAGCUUGGAAGUAGAAAAUACAUUACCGGAGGAAAACAGCAUUGUGCUUUCUGAGCGGGGCACUGUCCCGCGAAGGGGCUGGAGACGAUACCGCAUGGAAAGGUGCUGGAGGAGGAUCGUUAACUCUUCACUACCAGCAAAAAUUGGGCAGACUCUUGCUUUUCAUCAGAAUGACCCACCUCGUGUACCAAGUGGUAGCAUGCCAGUAAAUUGUAUGGUACAAGAACCAAAGUGUCAAAUAAUUGUUAACGAUCUCUCUCAGAAAGAACUGAGAGAUACGUUUUUGGUCUUUAUCAAUGCAGUACCACCAAAUAAAUGGAAGCAGUUUAUGAGAGGUUAUCUGCAGGAAAACGAUAUUGAUAAAAUUAUUUGUGACUUUCCUAGUGACAGUGAAGAGCAAUGCUAUCAGAUGCUUCUGGCCUGGAAAAACAAACUGGGAAUGAAACAAUGUAUUGUUAAAUUACUGGAUGAGUUAAAUUAUGUAGAUGCUGAGGCUUAUGAUAAGGUCUUGAACACUUUGAAAAUGAAUAACAUUAUAAGUAUGUCAGAAGCCACGGAUUAACAUUUACGACGAACUUCACAA